Sclerotinia sclerotiorum 1980 UF-70 is the source of this 996-nucleotide messenger RNA. RefSeq lists its product with no specific name. Bases 1 to 996 code for a protein of 331 amino acids. The transcript has 2 exons. Lineage: Eukaryota; Fungi; Ascomycota; Leotiomycetes; Helotiales; Sclerotiniaceae. The record is from RefSeq and is a predicted model, not a curated record.
AUGCCUUCUCUAGAAGAUAUCUAUCGAGCAAGAGGAAUGAGACAAUCAGAUUCUGGACUUUACACUAUCACAAACACUCCCUGGAUAGCCCAAAACACACAGGAAAAAGCUAUCACCUUCUCAAGUACCAGCGCAAAAAUCGAGGCAUUUUCCAUCUUUGCAUCCUGGAAUAUUCAUGGAGAAUUAAAACAUGCGGAACAAUUUGCUGGUGUCACUAGCGAAGAUGUCUAUCAGCGACUUGAUCAGUAUAAUAUUCUUUGGAAUCAACUAUUGGAAUGUUAUAGACUUUCUCAAUUGCUUAUCGCACCCAAGUUUGCGAAUAAGAUUAUUGAUACGAUGAUUGAGGCGAUUAGAGAGGAAUGUUCGUGGCAGACUAGACGUAGGAAACUAGAAGACGAAGAUGAACAGUUUGCGAUUGAGAGUCUGGGAAGCGAAGAAUAUCAAGCAUUGAUGAAACGAUUAGAUGAGGUUAGUUUGGUAACAGGCGAUAAUGUAUUCAAUCAAACUCAAAACGGAGCAGAAACUUUAAAUCAACUACCCCGCGCUAUUAUUCAUCCAGAUUCCCGUCACGUUUUAGGAGCCACGCCAUUACAAAUCACCAAACUAUACGCAGAUACAAACCCUGGUGCACUAUUACGUCGAAUGAUCGUCGAUAUGAUAAUAUCCUACUCGAUCCGCUUUCCAAAAUACUACGGAAAGAAUGACGGCUUUGGAGAACUACUCGGUGGUUCUGAUCCCAGCACCGAGGGUAAAUUUUGUGUACCAAUAGACUUUGUCCAGAAUUUAUUAACUGCGUAUGCGAAAGCUAAGGGGGGGAAAAAUGAUAGGUGGAUGGAUGAAAAUAGUUGUAAAUAUCAUGAUCAUAAAUAUGGUGGGACGGCUGCUUGUAUCAGGGCUCGUGAGAGGGCGAAUGAUAAUGCUACUUCGAUUGCUGAGGCGGCUGUUAAUGCUCUUGAGGAUACGGGGGAGAUUGAUGUUGUCACGGCGAAUGUUUAG